Caenorhabditis remanei is the source of this 1818-nucleotide messenger RNA. RefSeq lists its product as uncharacterized. Gene Ontology annotation, molecular function: calcium-dependent cysteine-type endopeptidase activity. The transcript is spliced from 11 exons. Gene Ontology annotation, biological process: proteolysis. NCBI's taxonomy places the organism in Eukaryota, Metazoa, Nematoda, Chromadorea, Rhabditida, Rhabditidae. The record is from RefSeq and is a predicted model, not a curated record. The coding region runs from base 1 to 1818 and encodes 605 amino acids. Gene Ontology annotation, cellular component: cytoplasm.
AUGUCUUUUUCCGUGGAAUAUCUUCCCAAUCGAGAGGAAGUUCUGAAAGAAAGCGAUGAGAAGUGUAGAGAACAGGCGGCAAUACUCAGCACCGUUGGCUGGUUAUUCGUAGAUCCCGAAUUCUUUCCAGAUGCCAAAUCUCUCGGAAAUAAACCUGAAGAAAAAAUAACUGAAAAGAAUAAAGAUUAUGAAAAUGUGAAUGAUCCAUGGUUUCCACCUCAUCAACUGAUGACGUCAUGGAGCAGAACCGACGGGAAUAAAUGGCAAGUUUGGGAUGAUCCGUGGCCAUUUCAUGUGUGUCAGGGAGACACUGGAGACUGUUGGUUGAUGGCUGCUCUGAUGACGAUUGCGAGGAGAAAAGAGUUAUUGGAACAGAUUAUUCCGAAACGACAUUACACUUUGAAACAUGGAAUUGUUCAAGUUAGAUUAUUUGUUGAUGGAAAAUGGCAAAUGAUAACAACUGACUUCCAUAUUCCACAACAAAAUGGAAUCGAGCGUUUCUCUCAACUAUCCGGAAAUCAGACAUGGGUUGCAUUCAUUGAGAAGGCCUUUGCCAAAUUAAAAGGGAGCUACGGAAAUUUGUGGGGUGGGCAUCCAAAAGAUGCGUAUAGGUUUCUUACAGGGGCUCAUAGUCGAUACAUCCCGUUGAAGAGAGACUUAGACAUUGAUGGGUUGUGGGAGGAGCUUGUGAAAUAUCACUCCUCUGGAUUUCUGUUAGCUGCCGCUACUCCUCUCGUUCUGGAAGAAGAAAAAUUGAGAAAAGUGUUUUAUAACUAUUACUCAGUCAACUCAAAUCACGCAUAUUCAAUCCUCGAUUUCAAGAAAUAUGGAAUGCAUCGUUUAAUCCAACUAGGAAAUACUAAUUCCGUUAGAUGGAAUGGGAAAUGGUCUGAAAUGGCAAACUAUAAUGAUGCCACUUCCAAAAAGUUCUCCGAGUUGGACAGGACACUUUCGAAUGCAAAAGUUUUUUGGAUGUCAAUCGAAGAUUUCGUCCGUUUUUUUGAUUAUAUUCAUGUUUGUGAAUAUCAAGAAGGUUGGACUGAUUAUCAAUUCAAACAAAAGAUUAGUCGAGCUUCAAGACACGAUGGUUUAAUUAUUCGUCUCAACAUUGAAAAACCUACCGAUGUGAAUAUUGAAGCACAUGUUGAGAUAGAAUCUGGAGAAAAUCAAGUAUUCCUCAACAUCCAUCGAGCAAACAAUGAAAAUCAAUGCGGGGAGCUGAUAAAAUCUGUUUACAAUCAAGAAUCCACACUAACUAUGGGGGGUCUAACGCUAGUCCCUGGUACAUAUUUUGUCGUUAUGGUAUUCUGUGAAAUUGUCCCAAAAUUGGAUGUAAAUUGGAUGAUUAAGAGUUCCUCACCGCUAUCAUACCACUUUGUGUCAUGUCCAUUCUCACUAUUCGUUGACAGCUUACAGCAGGUUAUAAUGAAAAACGGAGAAACUGAUGAGGAAGAUGAAAAUAUCACUAUUUUCCUGUUGGAUAGAGGCGGUGGUGUAUACAUAAUGGCUGAAAAUCGGAUGAAUUACGGAUAUUUUGAAAUCCAGGGCAAUUUGAAGAAUGCAGAUGCUUACAAGAGCAAAUCUAAAAACUUUUUCAAUGAACCUAUGUUUCUUGCACCAAUGACAAGACGGAUAGUCGGAAUGAUUCAAGUUAACGGCGACUUAGAUUCUCAUUUGGAUAAAUCAUACUACGAUUAUGAUUAUAACUAUUCCGUUCUGUUUCGAGUCUGGAAAUUGUACGAAUCGGUUAAAGCUGAGUCGGAAGAAAUGUACGAACCGAUAAGAGUUAAAAAGGACUUGAACCAAAGUGAAGCCUAA